UCUAAAUGUUUAGAAAUUAGUGGACAGCAGAGAAUAGCUUUAAUCUCGUGAAACAAACAGUUCCAUGUAACGUUUUUAUAUCAAUGACGCGCUAGAAUUAAUGACUACAUUAGUUUUUGGACAUAUUACGUGAUCAUUCCACAAGUUUUUUGCGGUAUACUGAAUGCUAAACUUUUGAAAAGAAUAACAAUUAAUGAUUCUCGAAAUGAUGAACUUUAUUUCCCCAUUCUCAUCAUUAGCGCUACCCCCAGGCUUCCACGGACUGACAUCGGCUGCUAGUAGCGGAACAACCAACGUCAAACGUACACCCUUCGCCAUUCAGGAUUUAUUGAGCCUGGGGAAAAAAGAGGGCGGUGGAGGUGAGAAAAACGAAAGAGGUACCCCAGAGAGGUCGAACAUUCCAUUAUCGGCGUAUUUUACUCCAUUUCUUACUCCAUCAUUUGGAAGAGAUCGGGAGACACCAGAUUCUGAAAAUCUACCCUUGUCGUAUUCAUCAUGGCGGUCACCCGUUGUCCUGUCGUCUGCUAUGUCGCCUGAUGCCGUGUUUGAUAUGAGAUCAAAUGAGAACUUGUCGUUUCCAAGAAACUACAGUAAAAAUGAUGAACUUCACGGUAGACUAGGCAGUAAUGAUUUAAAUCAUGAUUCAGGUGAAUUAAACUCUAAAAAAAAGAAAAAGAAAAGAAGACACAGAACAAUAUUCACAAGUUAUCAGUUAGAGGAAUUAGAAAAGGCUUUUAAAGAUGCUCACUAUCCCGAUGUAUAUGCAAGAGAAGUUUUAGCUAUGAAAACAGAUUUACCUGAAGACAGAAUACAGGUUUGGUUUCAGAAUCGUCGAGCUAAAUGGCGAAAAACGGAGAAAACUUGGGGAAGAAGUAGUAUUAUGGCGGAAUAUGGUUUAUAUGGUGCUAUGGUUCGCCAUUCUUUACCAUUACCAGACACUAUAAUCAAUACAGCUAAAGACAACGUGUUAGAUAAUUGUGCGCCUUGGUUGAUAAGUAUGCACAAAAAAUCGUGUAAUACGUCAGAAGUUCUGGGUGAAAGUGAUAAUGAGGGCAGUGUGGAGGUUCAGGAUGAUGAUGGUGCUGUCACAGGAAAUGAAGUAGACGCAAACAUACCAGCUCCUAAAAUGAAAGAAGAAAUACGAACAGAAAGUAUAGCAGCUCUAAGAGCUAAAGCUGUUGAACAUAGUGCUAAAUUAUUACAGGAUUUUGGCGAGAAUUCUAAUCACAGAAUCAGCCCACAAAACGAAGACUCAGUGGACUCUACAGAUGACGAUAUUUGCGUUACAGACUCUCCAAGUCCACACUCGACGUGAUUUAGAAACUUUUAGAGUGGAUAAUAAUUGAUUAGUAGAAAGUUUAGUGCUAGAAGAACAGCAUUCUCUACAUACCCGGGUCAAGUGUACCCAUCGUCUUUGUGGGAACUAUAAGAAAGAAUGAUUGUUAUUGAGUUAACAAAUCUGCAGAAAUAUAAACAGGGUUACUUACACACGUAAACCAAUCACCAAAGUACUAGAUGUACUCCUAGCUUUAGGUACGGUGGCUUUCAGGGACCAUUUGAUAGCCCAUAUUUUAAAUUUUAUGCGUACUUAUUACCUUUAAAAAAUAGAAAGUCGCCAUUUAAAAUGCUGGUGAUUGACUUAUAUUUGUUGCCUGGAAACCUGAUAUUAAAAGAUUUUAAAACGAAUCUGCUUUUUAAAAACAAAACAAAAAAAAACAAAAGGGAAGCUUUCGUUAUUCAAAACAUACAUUUAUGAACAUUUUAAAUUUGUUUUUUUUUUCAGCUGUAUUAUAGAAUAUCAAAACAAACUCUAUUUUUAAAGAGUCUUAAAACGGGUAUACUACUAUUUUAUGACUGCCUGAUUAUAAUACUGAACAGAUAUAGAAUUAUUUAGAGAAUCGUAGUUGGUUAUGGCAGAGCUUAUAUAUCUGAUGUAGAGACUGGGUAGAGUCAAAUCUUAAAGAAAUGUUUUGCUAACGGAUGUGACAAAUAUUACAUGUAUUACAUUUCAUAAUUUGGAUAUGAAAUGCUCGUAUCCCAUGCUUUAAUAGUCUACAUUCACAGAUUUAUAUUUGCAUUUAAGGGACACGAUUAAUUCAUACUUACUGGACCACAACUUGUGUUAUAAAAAAACCCAGAACCAUUCCAUGAUUAGAUAUCACAAUGUACGACACGUCACUGUUUGGCAAGGUAUACCGUAAAACGCGACCGUUACAUUGACCGCUUUUUUGCAAGUUAAAUGGAAAGCACACAUAUAAAAUCCAAUACCGUAUUCACAAAACCUCUGUAUAUACUUAAUAAUAAAAAGUAAAAUCGAAAAAUAUUUAGGUAAGCAAGGAAUACAACAUGAAGACAAAGCUUUAUAGUAAUAAUAAAAAGUCGGGUUGUUGGUAUGUUCUUUAGUAGAAAUGUCAUAAAAACAAUCAAACCGGCAAAGCAGGAUUUCGAUGAACAGACAUCCUAGAUUUCAAAGCCCCGUAAAUUUUGAGGUCCCAGGCCCCAGUCUGCUAAUCGUAUAGGUAAAUCCGGCACUGCAAACAUGGUAACGAAUCUAAACGUGACAUCGGCAUUUUUGACUGCCGGAAGUCGGUUUUUCUAUGAUGUUAUACUGUAACAUUCAAGAGCAAAUCCAUUCCAGUUAUAUGAUGUUAUAGUGUAACAUUCAGGUUCUACGCUGUUAUAGUGUAACAUUCAAGAGCAAAUACAUUCCAGUAUAUGAGAUUAAGUAAAGAAGAAAUUAUUUUCAUUCAGGUUUAAUUGACCAUCUUGCUCGGCCUGUCUGUAUAUUAUCUUUUCAAUUGAUAAUUACUAUUGUGAACUUUUACAUGUGCGUUAAAUCAACUGAGAACUUUAACACGUACUUUAAAUCAACUGAGAACUUUAACCUUUAAAUCAACAGAGAACUAUAGCACGUACUUUAAAUCAACUGAGAACUAUAGCAUGUACUUUAAAUCAAAUAUGAUAUAUUACAUGUACUUUAAAUCAAUUGAGAUCUAUGUAUAUUUUAAAUUGGGAACUUUUUAUAAAUGUACUUUAUAUCAAUAGAGAUGUAUGUAUACUUUACAUUGAGAUUGUAAAUGUAUUUUAUAUGAGAUAAAGAAAUAGUUCAUAGAUUAUAAAAGAUAUGAUACGAAAUAAAGAAAUAGUGCAUGAACUAUAAAAGAUAUGAUAAUUUAUACAUAUUAAUUACUGGUUAUACAUUAAACCAAAUAUAGGGGAAUAAAUCAAUUUAUAAACAAAUAAAAUGGUAAUCGCCUGAUUAUUAGUAUAUUGACGAGAUAUUCUCACAGUGGCAGUCAUAUUGCUCCAGGUAGUAUUUUAAUGUUUCUCAUUCAUAUAAAACUAUCACAUCCCCAGUAAAUAAAGUUAUUAUGAAGGCAUUAUGUAUAUAUUAUGUUAACAUUUUAUGAUUUUAUUAUUAU
This is a messenger RNA of Patella vulgata (common limpet), 3422 nucleotides long. Its product is annotated as visual system homeobox 2. The coding region runs from base 194 to 1315 and encodes 373 amino acids. The transcript is spliced from 5 exons. Gene Ontology annotation, biological process: regulation of transcription by RNA polymerase II. NCBI's taxonomy places the organism in Eukaryota, Metazoa, Mollusca, Gastropoda, Patellidae. The record is from RefSeq and is a predicted model, not a curated record. Gene Ontology annotation, cellular component: nucleus. Gene Ontology annotation, molecular function: DNA-binding transcription factor activity, RNA polymerase II-specific; sequence-specific double-stranded DNA binding.